GCAAAUAUUAUAUGUGAGUAGAAAAAGCAGAGCACUCUGAAGAUAUAAGGCUUCUGUAAACUACACUACAUUUCAACUCUGAUAUUUAAGAAGAUUUGAAUUAAUGAAAAUUGUAUUUACAUUAGUAAGAAGUUUUACUGAUUUUUGUCACUUUUCCCGAAAAAUGUAUUAAAACAAAUUUUAAUAAUUAAAAAAUAGAAAUAUUUUACUGGAAAUAAAAAAAUUCUCUUACAACUGUUAAAAAGGAUCGAUUGAGAAGAACAAAAGAUAUUCAGUAAUUUUACAUCAACUGAUUUGUGUAUACAAAUAAUUUGACAUUUUUUAGACGAAAAAUAUUUUUCUCAAUAACAAUGAAUACAAUUAUUAUCCUUGGGUACAUUAUAACAAUUUUAUUAAUUGUAAAAUUGGAAUCAACAAGAAUAUCACCUUCUGAACGACUUGACGAACUUGAGAAGAUUACUAUCAUAAGAAACAAAGUGAUAAAACAUUAUCUUCCUAAUUAUGAUUUACAGGAAGCAUUUAAAAUUUUAAGUCAAUACAUAAUGAAUGAGGUGGAAAUGUAUGGAUUUGCCGAGCAUCUAAACAGAACUGAUUAUCCACCAGAAUGGAGCAAAACUAGAAAAUUGGAAAAUUAUGAAUAUUACAAUUUUUUUAGAUACAAUUUCCCUCUGGAAGCAUAUGAACUAAGUGCACAACAAGCAGAAAUGCGUAUUAAUUAUCUGAAUAGAAUUUUUUUUAAAAAUGCACCUACACUCGAUGCGCAAAUAUUAAUUGAAUCUUACUACGGAAGAAAAUUGGAUGAUUUAAUGUUAUUUGAAGACUAUUAUGCUAUUACGAUUUUACUGAAAAAUAUUUCGAUAUUUUAUGUCAAUGAUCCCGCAUCUUGGAGAAUGAGAAGAGCUUUAUACAAUUUGGCUAUACGAAAUUACAAUCUAAAUUCAGAUUUAAAUGACACUUCAAAAUCUUGUUUUUAUAUGAAUAUAAAAUCAAAAACUUACGUUAAUAGUAUGACUUUAGGAAAUGUUUUCGGAACUACAGAUUUCAUUAUUUGUAGCAGCAAAUAUUUAAAUUCAUACACAUAUGAUUAUGAAAAUUUGAAUUCCAAGUUGUCUUCAUAUUGGCUGAAUAACAAAUUGCUAAUUACGGAUUCUAACCUAAUGGUAAGUUUGGAAGACAUAGUUAAAUUUGAUGAUGAAGAAAUUUACGUAAUACUGCCUAAGGUAGAUCUUAAAGUAGUAAGUGAUAAAGCAUUUUUUAUUAAAAACGGUAUAAGAAAUGUAUAUGUAAAAAUUGAAACUUCCGCAAUUUAUGAAAAGUCCAACUGGUUAACUUAUUUAGCAAAUCAAAUUGAAAAGUACAAAACGAUGGAAAAAGAAUAUUUUAACACUCAUCCCGACAGUUAUGUAUGAAGAAAUUGCUACAAAAUCUACCAUUAAAAAAAAUCUACUAAGAAUUGUUUCGAUAAUUUACAUUUCUAUUUAGUGAGAAAAUUAUUUUUUUAGAUGUAUAAUAUCAAUAGUAAAAUUGAAAUCUGUUACUCGAAAAUUUUUUCUGUCUUUAAAUAUAAAAAUGUAUAUAAAAGUUAGUACAACGAUAUGUAUUCAACCUUGUAAAGAAACAUUUACAGUUAUCACUUAACUAAUAAAAAAUUUUUCUGA
Messenger RNA from Leptopilina heterotoma, 1658 nucleotides. RefSeq lists its product as uncharacterized. Bases 351 to 1409 code for a protein of 352 amino acids. Lineage: Eukaryota; Metazoa; Arthropoda; Insecta; Hymenoptera; Figitidae. The record is from RefSeq and is a predicted model, not a curated record. The transcript is spliced from 3 exons.